Chara braunii is the source of this 6775-nucleotide messenger RNA. The record is from the annotation of a GenBank genome assembly. Lineage: Eukaryota; Viridiplantae; Streptophyta; Charophyceae; Charales; Characeae.
CGCUGAGUGGGGUCUUUCGCCCUAUUGUUUCUUACAACAGGAAGUUGAAGCCGGAGGCGAUUGGUUAAAAUGCCAGAGGAGAUGACAGACGGUGGGAGGAAGCUUGUGACCCUCGACAACCUCAUCGAUGCCAUGAACAAGCGUGAGAGGGCGCCGAGCAAUGUCCCGAAGGUCGAGACAUUCCACUUCAAAGGGGAUCGGGUAUCUGACUGGUUGGAUCUGACAGAGCAGGCGCGGGUGGGACUGUCAGAUGAGGUCAAGCUCCAACGGGUCCUGAGGUACGUCCUGCAUAGUCACCAUCGGGAAGUAACUAAGGUUGUGGAUGCCGCCUGUGGCAGUUGGAGGAAGUUUGGAGACCUAAUGCGAAGGAAGUACAGGCUGGGGGACGGUCCGUUGACCAUGGCCGACUUGGAAGUCAUGAAUAAGGAAGACUUCUCUACCAUUGAGGCGUUCGUGCACGAGUUUAAGAAAAAGGCGAGGAAAGUGCACGGGAUUUCUGAGGAGGCGCAGUGCGCCACAUUUUUGGGGCUGCUCACAGGCUCGGAGGCCGCAGAGCUGACGAAGUAUGGGGAAGGAAGCAAGAGGCUCACCUGGGCAACCAUUAACAAGGGAGUGGAAGAAGGGAGUCUGGACCAGGUGGAGCAGCACCAAAUGAGGCUGCAAAGGUGCAAGAGGAAGGAGAGGGAUGCUACCGCCUUCAGGACCCCAGGGGUGAAGAGAAUAGUCACGGACGUGCUGGCAGCAUUGGGGUAUGAUAAUGAAGCAGAGAUACAGAAAAGGGGGGUGCUAGUGGCCCAAGGCCGGGCGUCAGGGGUAGUGGAUGAUGAGGCUGGGCAAGAAGACUAUGGCGGAGGGGAGAUAGGCUCCCAGGCCGCGCAGACUAGGGGCCAAAGUAAGGCUACCACCAGUCAAGGGCCUAGCCAGGCACCCAGUCGGGCGCCCCCUCGAAAGGACCAUGAGCCCGAACGAAGGAAAGAAGUAGUAGAGGUUCAAGAAGAGGAAGAUGAGGGUGAUGACGAAGAGGACGAGAGGCUCCGACAAGAGGAGGACCGGAGAGCGGAACAUAGGGCCAAGAAGAGAGGGGCUCAGGGAGGGGCGGAGCUGAGCCUGCAUGAUGGCGUGCCAAAGAGGAAAAAGUACGCAGUCCGGCUGGAGGAAGGUUUUUACGUGGAGCGAAUGGUGGACAAGCUCCUGGAGGGCCAUAACGAUUUGAUGAACUUAAAGGACAUUUUGGCGUCGGCACCAAGGCUCCGUGGCGAGCUAAAAGGGCGGCUCUCUCGAAGGUUAGUGCCCAAUGUCCACCUGAGCUCAAUUUUGCCCAGGGAGAUAGAGUGGAAGGAGGCGGGCACCAGGAUGGAUUGGAAAUGUGUGGCGUGUGGGUUAGUGGAUUUGAAGGUGAGGGACCAGUCGAGCAUUGCAAUGGUGGACACAGGCGCGAGGAUGAAUAUCAUCCGGGAGCGGGACACGACGAUGUUAGGGUUGGAAGUUGACCACUCGGACCAUGGUGUGCUGCACGGCGCCAACUGCAAGGCCAUUUUCUGCGGCACCGCGUCUAAUGUGAUGGUGGAGAUUGGGAGAGUAAGAGCGCGAACGUGCUUCUUCGUCAUGCCCGAUGUCGACCACCCCAUCCUUCUGGGGAGGUCGUUCCUCUGCCGAACGGAGAUCUUGGUCUUCAACAGGCAUGAGGGGACGAUGAUCCUGGCUUUAUCCGAUCCGGCCUGCGGAAACUACGAAAUCAUCAAGUGCCGGAAUACAGGGCCCGGAAGUGGGAGGAACAGGCUCAACCUCGGCUCCUUUACCUUCGAGGAGUCCGAGUAUGCGCGACGGAGACUCCGGGAGGAGCAGGAGGAGGAAGGAGCAGGCGAGGUGUUGUCUCUGAGCCUUAAUGAUGUAAAUAAGGCAAUGGAGGUGGUGGUGGCGCACGAUAUGGCGGACCCUGAGGCUAUAAAGGCGGUGAGGUGCAGGCGGUACAAGACUGUAGACAAGAAGUGUCGCCCGGUCCCCGUGCUGGUCACGGAGGAUGAGGAAGCCUAUUAUGAGCGAGAGCGGGGGCUGAUAAGACGUAUGCCGGAGCGCGCGCAGGCAGGGCCAUGCCGCAUCAAUAAUGAGAACGAGGAGGGGCUGAUAAUUGGCGAACCUGGUUUCCUUUCGCUCCAGGAGAGGACCUUGAUGGUGGAGACCAUGAAGAGGAGGCAGUGCGCGUAUGCAUUUAAUGAUGACGAGCGUGGGAGGUUGGACAUGGAUAAAAUCCCGAUGAUACGAAUCCAUACCGUCCCACACGAGCCGUGGAACCUGAGGGGCGCGCGGUACCCGAAUCCGGAUGAGGAGAAGAAGGUGGUGGAUUACUUGGAUGGGAAGAUGAGGACGUAUGUGGCGGAUUACUCCAAUGGACCGUAUGCAUCCCCUUGGUUUUGUUUUAUCAAGCCGAACGGAACGCUACGGUGGGUGCAGGAUUUGCAACGACUGAAUGCAGUGACGGUGCGGGACGCGGGAGGAUUGCCGAACGUGGAUGCCCUGUUAGAGUCAUGCGCAGGAAGGCCUAUAAUCUCGCUUAUAGACCUUUAUUCUGGGUAUGACCAGUUUCCUGUGUACCUGCCAGAUAGGCUGGUGACGGCAAUGCAUACGCCAAGGGGACUGAUCCACAUGAACGUGGCCCCUCAGGAGUGGACUAGUGCGGUGGCAAUAGUGCAAAGGCACAUAAUUAGGGUCAUGCAGAUGGUUAAUCCACAUAUUACCCAGCCCUAUAUCGACAAUCUAGCGGUCAAGGGCCCAAAGGAGAGGGAGGAAGACGAGGUGAUGCCAGGAGUGAGGCAGUUCGUCUGGAAGCAUAUCCAGGACAUCGAUCAGGUUCUGGGUCUGCUGGAAGAGCAUAACCUGACGGCGAGCGGCCCCAAAUCGAAGCAUUGUAUGAGGGAGGUCACGAUUCUGGGCUUUGUCUGCAACGAGAAGGGGCGGAGGCCAGACGUGAAGAAAACGGAUAAGAUCCUAGAGUGGUCAGUCCCCUUCCAGUCAAUAACGGACGUGAGGAGCUUCCUUGGGACCUGUGGGUUUUGGAGGAGUUUUGUGAAAGACUUCGCCACCAAGACGGAGCAUUUGAGGAAGCUGGUGCGUCAGGAUCAGGAAUGGGUCUGGGGCAAAGACCAGGAGAAGGUUGUAGAAGGGAUGAAGAGAGAAUUCAAGGAAGGAGGUUUGGUGCUAGGAGCGCCAAACUACGAGGCCACGGAGGAGAAGCCAUUCGUUGUCGAGACGGACGCUGCCUUAGGAGGAGUCCUGAUUCAGGCGGAUGCUGAUGGCAAGGAGAGGCCGCUGAGGUUAGAAAGUCGUACCCUCAAUACGACUGAAAGGAACUACUCGCAGUUCAAGAAAGAAACGUUGGCGGUGCUUCAUUGCCUAAGGACCUUCCGUAACUAUAUCUUUGGCAGGAGGCUCAUCUUGAGGGUGGAUCCUACCGCGCUGGUGUGUUCCCUGAAAAGUUAUACUCCAUCUGACCCAACCAUCGCAAGGUGGUUGACCUACAUUUGGAUGUUUAACUUUGAGUUGGAAAGGAUUCCCAGGGACAAAAACAGGGCAGAUGGGUUGAGCCGUAUCAACUGGGACGGGGCGAAUCAGGAAUCAAUUGAGGAUACCCCACCAGUCGAUGGGUUCUUGGAUCAGGAGGAGGAUGUCCACCUCCACAUAAAUGAAUGGUCGCUGAGGGUGCCUAGCUGCGUCACGCAACCUAUAUGGCUGACACCAAGAGGGUACGAGCGAAAGGAGGAGUUGGUCCUCAAGCCCUUCCAGGAAGAAGAUCUGUGGGGCAGUAGGGAUGUUGGCUGGAUGAUGAAGUUGGCAUUGGCAGGGAUACAUAGUCUGGCGGAGGAGGUAAGGACGAUAGAGGAAGGCCCAACCCAGGUAGAGGAGCAUGAACAGUUAAUGGGAGGAAUAUAUUUGCUCACUAAUACGCUCCUGCAAGGGAUCUUCGACCGGAGGAACUCAUUUGUUCCGGAGAAAAGUGAAAUUCGUGUUCCGGAAAGCCAGGACGAUGAGUUCGAAGAGGGGGAGAUCAGGGAGGCCUUCCGCGCUGAGGAGUAUGACGGCAUCUAUCGGGAGUUGGGGUUACUCCUGUCAUGCGAGAUGAGGGAUAGGGACGCAAGUGCUAAAGCCCAGAAGAUGAGGCAUCUCUACGUUGUAAGAGAUGGUCAUCUGUUUAUAAAGCGACAGGUUGGGAACCCAAAGAGGAUCGUAUGUGGGAGGAACCGGCAGAUUGAUGUCAUAGCAGCCUUAUACGAUGGUAUAGCAGAGGGGCACAGAGGGGUUAGUGCCACGUGCGCAAAGAUAAGUGAGUUAUACCAUUGGGAUGGAAUGCUGACUAUGGUCAUCAAGUACUGCCAGUCUUGUGUACCUUGCCAACAGAGGUCGGCGCAAAGGCCGGGGGAACCUUUGCACCCCAGGCUGGAAAGGGAAGUGGGUGCAGUGGUACACCUGGACCUGUUGUUCAUGCCACGCGGGGAAGACGGAAGUAACUAUAUCUUCGACGCACGAGACAACCUUACCGGGUUCGUGGACGGUCGAGCUAUUCGUACGAAGACUGACCCACUUCUAGCAAGGUGCAUCGAAGAGUAUUACCUGCGCUAUCCGUUCGUCAGAGAAUUUGUGAUGGACCGAGGGUCGAAAUUCACCUGUAAUGAGGUACGGACCUUGCUUGCAGGGUUUGACUUUUCGAAGGCAGUCAUGCAGAGGGGCGGGAGGAACACACGGCCACGCCAGGGGCUCCAGAGGAUGGCGGGAGGGGGCGAGCAGCAUGGGACGCCUAGGAGGGAGCCUACACCUGAGUUUGAUGACGACAACAUUGAGCUCUUCUUGGACGUAUAUCGGGACCAUGCGGCACAGAGAGGGUGGAGGGCGUUCGGACGGGCACAGCACGAGAGGCACGAGCCCAGGGUUGAGACGCGACGGCGAAGCAAGAGGCCGAGGGAACCGGCACCGAGAGAGGUGGGGCUAGCCAGAGAGAGGAGGAGGGCCCCACCACGGCAGGAGGAUGAGCCCGCAGGGCCCGCAUUGGCAGAGGAGUCGUUCCCCGCUUGUGGCCUCCGGGCAGUCGAGUUUCGACGGAUUACGAGUGAGGAGUUGAGAUCGCCCCCACCAUUGCCAUCAGCACAGGAGCUGGACAUACCAAGAGAGACGCCAUUCCGAAGCUUAACGACUCAUCUCGACGUAUCCCAAUGGGAGGCCUCACGGCUGGGAGAGGGCUCAGUUGAGCCGGCGUGCUACGUGCCGUUGGAGGAGCCCUUGGACCCCGAGAUGGAGACAGACAUGCGAGACCGAGAGGAGCUGCAGGAUCCUGAGAUGGCAGUCGAGCAGCCGGAUCCGGUACGACCUCAGGGUGGGGAAGUGAUCACGGUUGGCGACGAUACCCCGCCAUGCUCCCCAGUUCCAGAGCUAGCACAACACCCGUGGCCAGAGGGGAUUCCGAAACCAGGCAGCGAGGAGAUCCCUGAGUUAGAGGCCAAUGCGGUGCCUGAGCAGGUAGUAGAGAUGGAGGAGCACGGGGCGGGCGAGGGAGUGAGGAUGGAGGCACCCCUUGACUUGCCAUCGGCCACGCACGUGACCAAGAGCCCAGUUAUCGAGGAGCCCGUUCCGGUGGAGUUACCGCCAGCAGUGCCAUGCACGAGCGAGGGGAUGGGUAUUGAGGCACCAACCCCGGAGGGCCAGAGGCCGCGAGUAAGAGGAGCCCCAAGGGAGACCCGCGAAGAGAGGUCCGCUCGGGUACGGGUCCGUCUGGAUGAAAUACACGCGAGGCAGGCUGAGAUGGAGGCGGCAGGGAUAGAGCCGACACCACCGGUCGAGCCCAAGACGAGCGAGCAGAGGAUCGACGAGUUGUGGGUCAGAUAUGAGAGUCAGAGGGAUGCGGCCCGCCAGAGGUCACGAGAGGCAGGACAGGCGGACAAGGAGACGAGUGAGUUAAGAGAGAUGGGGGACUUGGGGUUCUCCGCGACCAGGCAGGCAAUUGAGCGCAUGGAUCGGAGGGUAUGCGAGACAGCAGUCACAUCUUUCCAGUGGUAUAAUCUACUCAACAAUGAGCUCAGAGUCAAAGAGUUGGAGGUAGAGCACCUGACUACUCAGCUUGUCGAGGAGAGGGCGAGGAGCCAGGCUAGAGAGGUUGAGUGGGAGAGGAGAUUUGGGGAGAUGGCAGCCGCUGUAGAUAGGCUCUCGGCAGCCUGGGAGGCCAGCCAGGAAGGGCGAGCCGUUGCUAAUGGUCAGGGCCGAGGGAGGCAAUCUUCGCCGAGUCAGGGAGUAGCAGUGGAGGUCCCUCGUCAGGCCAAGCCAAUGGAGGAGGUGCCCUUGGACGCAGUUGAGGAGGAGGGUGGCGCGCAGGAGUCGCUUAUGGCUAUGUCCACGGAGAGGAGAGGCUCGCGUUUGCAUGAGCUGGCAGCGGCCAUGGGGAUAGGCACUCCCCAGGAGGGGCUUAAGAGACUUGACGCUCCAGAGCAUGCCCCGAGGUUGGGAGAGUUGAGGGCGGAGCUGGGCUCCUAGGCCACGGAGACAGACUCAGGAGAGCCUGACUCGCGGCAACAGCAGCAGUAGGAGGUCAUAAGUGAGCGCACCGCCAUGGGGGGCUCUCAGCCGUCAGGAGCAUGUGGGGAUGAGGUGGUGGUGACCGAGGGGCCUCGUGAGGAGGGUCCCCGAGAGUCGGGUAUGCCAGACUGCAGGUCAGUGAGCACGACCGCACGAGGGGGUGAGGGUGCUGAGGCUAUGGAGCCCAGGCCUCACGGCCAUGUGAGAUUGCCCUCGUGUC